Molecule: messenger RNA, 2487 nt
Organism: Naegleria lovaniensis
Lineage: Eukaryota; Heterolobosea; Eutetramitea; Acrasida; Naegleriidae
Exons: 4
Coding region: 1-2487 (828 amino acids)
Biological process (GO): mitochondrial protein processing; protein-containing complex assembly
Cellular component (GO): membrane; m-AAA complex
Molecular function (GO): ATP binding; ATP hydrolysis activity; ATP-dependent peptidase activity
Source: RefSeq, a predicted model, not a curated record
AUGCAAAAACUCAAAUCACAGAAGGCUUCGACCCUGCUCAAGCAAGCCUCGAAUUUGCUAUUACUCAACAACACGACAAAUAAUGGCAUGAGUAGUCGGAGGGGAACGAUACAAUGUACGGGAAUUAUCAAUGACGUGAUCCGAAAUUAUGGAACAAGUUUUAAACAUCAACAUCGCCAAUAUGGUAACAAGACAUCGGCCCUUGUGAUGGAUCCGAAUUCGGAGAUUCAUAAUUUGUCUUCAUCGUUAUCUUCAUCGAUAAGGCUUUUAAAUCAAUUGGCAACACAACAAAGAGCACAAUAUCAUACAACGAGCGGACUGUUGAAAAAGAAGAAGGAAAAGGUUGAAGAUGAAGAAAAAGAAGAAAAGGAAGAAAAGAACAACAAGGAUGACGACGAAGAUGACACUGGCGAGAAGCAAGAAUCAAAAUCUAGAAAAUUACGUCUUUUGGCCCUAGCUGUCAUGACUGGUUACUUGCUCCUCUAUUUAACUCCUGCAGGUCCAUCACAAUCUCAAAAGUUAAACAAGGAAAUCACCUUCCAAGAUUUUGUGGAUAGAUACCUCGGAAACACAAAUUUGGACCACUUGGAAUAUGAUUUGAGAACCAAUGAAGUCUAUGUCUAUCUUAAAGACCCAUUAUCAAGUGGAAGUUUUGUUUAUUCGGGAGUUGAUAAAAAGGAGAGUAGAGGUACAUCAGCUGACGAUGUUGCAGCCGCAUCUGGUAUUCACGCUCCUGCUGAGAGAAAAGAGCACAAGGGAUCAGUUUGGGGCCCAUCUAGCGAUUUUAAUUAUUAUUUCCAAAUGAUUAAUGUAGAUGCAUUUGAGACAAGACUUCAAGAUGGAGAAAUCGAAAAAGGAAUUCCUCCAUCUAUGAGUCCAAAAAUCAUUUAUACCGGUUCUCUUGAUUGGCAUUCACUUUUGCCAAGUCCUUUCACAUUGUUCUUGGCCGGUAUCUUGUUGUGGUCAUUCACUGCAACUGCUAGAGGAAUGCCUGGCCUUGGAGGAAUUACCAAAACGCCAGAAGCUGUCAAACAAAAGGUGAAAGUGUCAUUCAAUGAUGUGGCCGGUAUGGAAGAAGCCAAGGCAGAAAUUCAAGAAUUUGUCUCAUUCCUUAAAAAGCCAGAGCAUUACAAGAAAUUAGGUGCCAAAAUUCCAAGAGGCGCCAUUCUUAUGGGACCACCAGGUACUGGUAAAACCCUUUUAGCCAAAGCUGUUGCUGGAGAAACUGAUGUUCCAUUCUUUAGCAUGUCAGGCUCAGACUUUGUUGAAAUGUUCGUCGGUGUAGGUCCUGCCAGAGUCCGUAACUUGUUCAAGAAGGCAAGAGAAACUGGUCAAGCCAUCAUCUUUAUCGACGAAAUUGAUGCCAUUGGUAGACCAAGAGGAAACAGCAUGUACGGCGGUGGCAAUGACGAAAGAGAAAACACUCUCAAUCAAUUGUUGGUCGAAAUGGACGGCUUCAACGAGAAUCACAAUGUUAUUGUAUUGGCCUCUACCAACGUAGAUGUCGAAGGAUUGGAUCGAGCAUUGUUGCGUCCUGGAAGAUUUGAUCGACAAAUCACCAUUGACAAACCUGAUCAAAAAGGAAGAGAAUCCAUCUUUAAGGUUCACUUGAGAAAUAUCAAGAAAGCUCCUGGCUUGGAAGAUAACAUUCCUCGUUUGGCCGAAUUGACACCUGGAUUCACAGGAGCCGAUAUUGCCAACGUGUGUAAUGAAGGAGCAAUCUUUGCUGCUCGUGAAGGUAAAAAACAAGUCGAAAUGGAAGACAUGGAACGUGCCAUCGAUCGAGUGAUUGGUGGAAUUGAAAAGAGAACUGCACCAAUUUCACAAAAAGAAAAGAAAGUCAUUGCGUAUCAUGAAGCUGGACAUGCUUUGGUCUCAUGGUUCUGUAAACAUUCAGAUCCAUUGUUGAAAAUUUCCAUUAUUCCAAGAGGUAAAGCACUAGGAUAUGCUCAAUAUGUUCCAAAAGAGCACUACAUUAGAACGAAGGAUCAUUUGAUGGAUUAUAUGGCCCAAGCUUUGGGAGGAAGAGUGGCAGAAAUGUUAAUCUUUCAACAUUUAUCGACUGGAGCACAAGAUGACUUGCAAAAAAUUACAAGAAUGGCCUAUGCAGCAGUGAGUAGUUUUGGUAUGAGUGAAGCUGUUGGACCAGUCUCGUAUCCACUUCCAGGUGAUCAAUCCAUGGCCUUCCAGAAACCAUACAGUGAAGAAACUGCUGAGGUCAUUGAUCAAGAAGUUGCCACAAUUAUUGAAGGUGCUCUGAAACGAACAAAAGAAAUUCUCACAGAAAAGAAGGAGCUUUUGGAAACUGUCGCUCACUACUUGUUGAAACAUGAAACUAUGAAUAUCGAACAAUUCAGAGAAUUGGUUGGACCAUCACCAUUCCCUGAUAAGGAAGAGAAAUUCCGUGAAUUUUUAGAAAAGAAGAGAUUGCAAGAUGAAACUGAGAAGAAGAAUAAGGAAGAAUCAGAAAAACAAAAGUUGGAUUAG